UUUUAGAACUUCAAAAAAUUAUUUGUCCCAAAAAAACCAAAGAAACUCGACUCUAUUUGGAAGUGGCAAAAGGAUUAAUCAUAUGAAUAUAAGGAAAAAUGAUGUGAUGAUGAGUAGUGUUCCACAAACUGCAAAUUCUUCUCCUCCUCCUCCAAAUAUGUAUCCAGAAGAACUUCAACUUAAGCUUUAUCAAGCUUUCAUAUUUUCAAUUCCUAUACUUUUUUCUAUUAUUCUUUUUCUUCUUUUUUACUUGUUUUAUCUCAAGAGAAGAGCUUCUUCUUUCUCUCCACACUUGCUUCCAAGGAUUCAUCCUCCAACUACCUAUCGUUAUUAUUCCUCUAACUCCUCACCUCGUCGUUUGGAUUUUGCUGUGCAAUUCUUGGACAAACUUCCUAGAAUUUUGUUUGAUGAGGAUUUACAAGCAAGGGAUUCAAUAUGUUGUGUUUGUUUGGGAGAAUUUGAGUUGAAAGAAGAGUUGCAACUGAUUCCAAAUUGCAAGCAUGUGUUCCACAUUGAUUGCAUACAUCAUUGGCUACAAACAAAUUCAACUUGUCCACUUUGUAGAUGUUCCAUCAUUCCCACUACAACCAAGUUCCUUAAUCCACCACCUCCUAUUAAUAUUAUAAUAUCAGACCCACCACAUCAAGGUCCUAUGGAUUCUGAUUCUCCAUUACAAAUUUCAUCAUUAGAAGAUGAAGCUGCUGGUGCUUCCACAAAUGUUGUGUCAAGAGAAUGAUAUGCAUUAUUUUGAUUUAAUUAAUUAUGAAUAAUGUGUGCAAAUAGAAAUGCAUUAUCAUGUGCAUUCAAUUUUGUUAUCAAAGAGUAUUCUGAAUUGGUACUUUUUUGUCCUAUGUAACAAAAAAUGUAGUAUGUUUUUACCUCUGAUAAUUGAGUUCUUUGUUUA
Molecule: messenger RNA, 904 nt
Organism: Lathyrus oleraceus (garden pea)
Lineage: Eukaryota; Viridiplantae; Streptophyta; Magnoliopsida; Fabales; Fabaceae
Product: probable E3 ubiquitin-protein ligase RHA4A
Exons: 4
Coding region: 83-736 (217 amino acids)
Biological process (GO): protein ubiquitination
Molecular function (GO): transferase activity
Source: RefSeq, a predicted model, not a curated record